Messenger RNA from Paramecium pentaurelia, 669 nucleotides. Lineage: Eukaryota; Ciliophora; Oligohymenophorea; Peniculida; Parameciidae. The record is from the annotation of a GenBank genome assembly.
AUGAUUUAUUCAUUUGCCAGAUAAUCAUUUUAAGCAGUGUUUUAAACAGUAAAAGAGGUAUUAGACUUCUCAAAUACUACUCUGUAUGACACAUUCAUUUCUCAUCCAAUUACUUCACUAACAUAUGAAAAGCUUAGUGAAAGAAUUACUGGAAAAUAGAAAAGAAUAUUGGAUGUUGGAGUUGGCACUGGUGUUCCUCUACAUAAAGUUAUUAAUUAGUUUCCUCAUGAGUGUGAGAUUACUGCAAUUGAUAUAGAUCAUACUUACUUAAGCAAAGCAGUCCAAUUAUUUAAAGACAAACCUUAAGUGAAAAUACUUGAAUUGGAUUUCUACUAAAUGAAACCUGAAAUUCAUGGAAAAUUUGAUGCCAUUGUCUUUUCUUCAUCUUUCCCUAUACUUCAUCAAUAAUAAGAGGCUCUUCAAAUAGCUAAAUCAUUACUUAAUCCAGAAGGAAUCAUAUAUUUUAUGCUAACAUUAAGUGAUUCUCAUUUUGGUGAAAGUUUAAAAUAUAUUACCAGCAUAGACUUGCAUCUAGAGUCUGAAAGGGCAUUUGAGGAAUUACUUAAACAAUCUUCACUAUAAAUUGUUCAUAAAUAAAGAUUACAAAAGGUAGCAAAUAUACCAACUCUAUUAUUAAAGGUGUAUAUUUAUGAAACUAAAUUAUGAUAU